Caenorhabditis auriculariae is the source of this 7719-nucleotide messenger RNA. Lineage: Eukaryota; Metazoa; Nematoda; Chromadorea; Rhabditida; Rhabditidae. The record is from the annotation of a GenBank genome assembly.
AUGCCGAGCGACUUUGAAAGCAUAAGGACGCGUCAAAUCGGUGAGAAACUUUCUAAAAACUUGGUUUUUCUGUUUUGAAAGGUGUAUUUCAGUGGCUCUCCGGUCGAUGAUCAACCUCAAUGAGCCUGUCACGAAUUCUGGCGUCAAAGAGGCGGUUUGUAAUUAUUUUGAGCUGAAGGUUUGUGUGAAAAGCAAUUUUUGAGGUAUGGAAAGUGUUGGUUUUGGACAAGCAGGGGCAGGAUAUCAUUUCGCCACUUUUGCCCAUUAAACAACUUCGCGAUUUGGGCGUCACAUUGCAUUUGUUCGUUUUUUAUUCUUGAAAUGAAAUGAAAUGUUAAUUUUCACUCACAGGCAGUUAUUAUAUUUAAAAAAAUGAGGCAGUUUUGAAAAAUUAAAUUUUUUUCCAGGUUUUGUCAAGGUUUUUUUUUAAAUCACAGGGUGUUUGGAAGUUUUAAGCGCUUUAUAUAUUUUUUUUUACUUCUUAGGUAUUUUUUAUUUAUUCAGAAAGAUUUUUUUGCUUAGUAGGUUUAGCUUUACGUUCAGUUUUUUCUGUCGAUAACAGUUUUUUUUAUAUUAUUUAAUUAAUACCCAUGAAAAAAAUACCGCAGGAUCUACCCUCAGAAAAAAGAAUUUCAUUUUUUUGGAACAUUUUUUUCAAUUCUAAAGUUUCUCUCUUUCAAUUUUAAUAUUGUAAGUAUGAUUUUUGAAGUUUUUUUGUAAGUUUAAGGUCCAUUUUCGUAUACUUCUCAGUAGAUUUUUCGAUUUUCUUUGAAAUAUGAUGGCUAUAAAUGAUUUUUAAACCUUUGAGAUGUAAUUUUAUGCCCCAUUCCUCAUUUUCCCAACAUUCCAGGUUGAUUGGGUCUCGACGCGAACCACUAACAGAUGUCCCAGCUGUUUAUUUUGUGGCCCCAACUGAUGAAAAUGUCGAUUUGCUCAGUGAUGACCUUAAGAAGGUAAUAAAUUUAAAGGAAAAUGAUAUCGAAAUCGUGAAAAUUCAGAAAAACUGUUCAUUUUUGAUCAAAAAAACUUAUUGAGGCGAAAAAAUUGAAGAUUUUGAGAGGUAAAUGUGACUAAAAUCGUAGUUUCAAAUUCAGAAACAGUACCUUUUUUUCAAUUCAGAAGAUAAAAUGAAAAAUUUUGUUUUUUCAUUGAGAAUAACCAUUAAAAGUUUAAAGGAAGCUUUUAAAAAUAUGUGCAGGAAUUUGAAAAAAAUCUGUUUUUUUCAGAGAAAAAAUUGUGCAUUUUAAGAAGGAACUAUGACUCAAAAAUUUAGUGACAACACUUUUUUUAAGUUCAGAGGAUAAAUCCGAAAAUUCCUGUUUGAAAAUGAUCAUAAAAUCAUAUCGAAUUUCGAAAAACGGGUUGAAAUUCCAGGCCAUGUACGACUCAUUCUACUGCAAUUUCAUUUCCCCGCUUUCUCGUCCAAGAUUGGAAUCUCUGGCUUCGGCGGCGGUUCAUGGCGGCGCCGUUUCUCAGGUUCAGAAGGUAAAAUGACAAUUUUAAUAGUUAUAUUUUCAAAAGAUAUCUUUACUCUGAUUUUCUUACGCCUUCGUACCGCUUGAAUUUUGAGUUGAUGAGACAAGGUCGUAUCCAGAUAUCAGUGAUAAUCAGUGGACUGGCUCUAGUGUCAUAUUCGUCCUUGUAUGUGACGGGACGACGGGGGAAUUUGGAACCCGGGUUUUCAUCCAUUAUUACUUCCUUAUUAGGCUACGUUUUUCACCCCCCCGACCCUUCCUCCCAAGUUUUCCUGAAUUAAACUUAAGGGUACCUCCCUGAAAAUGAAACUUGUAAUAUUUUGGCCGAAAAAUACCUCCUUGAAAACUGAUUUUAUUGCUGAUUUUCCAAAAUAUUUGUAAGCUAAGUUCUUUAAUUGCCCAACUAUGGCAAAAGGGCUAAGCUUUUGAAGCGGCUUAACUUGAAAAUCAGAUAUUUUCUCAGGAAUUUUUGUCCCGUUUUGCAAUCAGAAGGUCUUAAAGUAAACUUCAGCAGUUUCAUCAAAAUUGCAACCGGGGGGGGGAUUUCCUUAGCCGAACCCUUUGUAGCAGGGGGGGCUUAAAAACUCUCCCUAGAAUACUUUGGCUGGGUCGCGGGAUCGAUCUCGUGACACUUAGGACCGUAGUCAGGCACAAAACCUGUUGCGCUACGGUCUCCCUAAAUUUUUUUAAAUGAAUAAACCAUUCUCAGGUCGUCGAUCAGUACCUCAACUUCAUUUCCCUGGAAGACGAUUUAUUCGUUUUGCGACGGUACAACGAGAACAGCGCUCUUUCUUAUUAUUGUGAGGGAUUUUUCUUCAGAAAAUCUAAAAAAACUGCUUGGAUCCUCAUUUUUCAAUGUUUGCUGUUUCAGAAAUUCUAAAAACUAUCCUUUUUCGAUGUUUUGAUGCUUUAGAACCAUAGUUGAUCGAUUCCGACUGAUUAUUAUCGAUUAACUUCAAAAAAAUUUUUUUAUUUUUUUGAAGAUUUGAAGGUUUUGCGAAUUUUUUUGCAUGCUGGAGAAGCCAUUCGGUUUGGUCCCUUUUUUUCAAAGCGCCUUUUUUUUAAAUUAAAAAAAUUUUUCUGAAUUUUUUUAAGUGUCUCAAAUGCGUAGAUUCCUCGAUUUUUGGGUAGUUUGAAAGUUUUGAAAAACUAGUCAUAUAAGGAAUAAAACGUACUUUGAACCCGUUAACAAUUUUAAAAAGCCCAAAAAACCUUUGAAAUUUUGAAAAUUUGAAUAAAUAUAGCUGAUUCACGGCUGGCUUGAGCCAUCGCGAAAAGGGUCCCGCCACGAAAAGAGACGAGACAGUGCCCUAGUUGGUGGAGAGUGCAGACAGGCACGCCUUUUCGUGUCAAAAGUUAGCCGUGAAUUAUUUAUAGCUUUCAUUAAAAAAGCGACCGAAACGACCGAUUUUUCCAGCGUUCCGUGAAUUUGCUUUUUUUCAUUUAUUUGAUUCGUUAUAGAAUUGAAAAAAAAUCCAUAUCCUCUUAUAAAGAUCUUGAAAAACCGGAAACCUGACAUUUUUGUUCAGCAAUGAACGACCCAUCGACCUCCGACACGACAAUGACCGCCAUGUUGGAUUCGGUGGCCGACGGACUUUUCGCGGUUUGCGCCACCAUGGGAAUCGUCCCCAUCAUCCGUUGCCCAAAGGGAAAUGCGGCUGAGAUGGUGGCCAAGGUGGGAAUUUGAGCUUUUUCACAGUUGGUUUUUAAGAAAAAUAUGAAAAAAUUGAUUUUUAAAUCGGAAAAAUUCAGCUUUUUGAGAAAGAUAUUGAAGAAUGCUUCAAAAAAAUGUUUCCAAAUUUUGUAAAAAUCUCAGCUUUUAGUAUUGAUUUUUGAGAAAAAUGAUGAAAAAAUGGAUUUUAAAUUCGUAAAACUUCAGCUUUUUGAGAAAGAAAUUGAAGAAUGGCUAUGAAAAUGCUUCCGUAUAGUGUGAAAAUCACAACUUUUAGUAUUGAUUUUUUUGAGAAAAAAAUGAUGAAAAAAAUGGAUUUUUUUAAAUUCCAUAAUCGAGAAAAAAUUUCACCUUAUUGAGAAAGAUAUUGAAGAGUGGCUAUGAAAAAUGCUCCCUGUAUAUUGUGAAAAUCUCAGAUUUUUCAGAGUUGAUUUUUAAGAAAAAAACGAUGAAAAAAAUUGUUUUUUUCAAAUUUCUAAAUCGGCCCUAAAACGUGAAAAAUUUCAGCGUUCUGAGAAGUAUAUUGAAGAAUGGCUUAGAAAAAUGUUUCCAAAAAUUCAAUUUUCAAUAAGAUUUUUGAGAAAAAUUUUUAGUUUUGAAUUGGAAUUUUAGUUCAUUGGAACUGAAAUUCAUAUUAAAAAUCAGCUUCAAAGUUGUUUCGACGAUUCAAAAAAAGGAGAAUAAAAUUUUGAACCUGUUUGAAUUUCAAUUUUUUUGAAAAGUUAGUGAGAAGAACCUAUUGAAUUUCAUUCAAAAAAAGUUUGGAAAAAUUCUAGAUUUUUUUAUAGAAUUUUUUUAAAAAUCAAGCUUUAGGUUCAAUUAGGAACUCCAGAAGGGUCACUAUAGAGGCUAGGGAAGAGCUCGCUACAGUGGACUGAAUAGUGAUAAGUUAAGGAAUUUGGAGGGUCCCUGAAAUUCAGCGGGUUCCUAUACUAGAAGUUUAGAUUUUAACUCCAGAAGCCUCUAAAGCUUAAGUGGUUCCUAUAGGGCUUUUCAGAUUUUUUUCGAUUUUGGAAAACAUAGGGACCACUAGCAUGCUCCACUAGAGUGGCCAAUGAAAAAGGCUCUAAAUUGACCACUUUUGCAAACUUUAGUGCUUAGAUAUCAGGUUAGGCUAUUAAAAAAAAAUGUUUCUGAUGUAUUUUUCCAAACUCGACUGUACUGAGAAAACAGAUUUAUCCCAUCUUUUUUCAGAGACUCGACCAGAAGCUGAGGGAAAACUUGAGAGACGCCCGGAAUAAUCUCUUCACUCUGGAUGGAGUCCGAGUCGGAUAUUUGCAAGCUACUCGGCCGCUUUUGGUCAUUUCUGAUAGGUAAAAAUUGGAUUUUAGGUUAAUUUUUCUGAUGGAAAGAAGGUGGAAAAAUGAAAAAAGAUGCAUUUACUUGGUAGCUCCAGAAUGGUCAUUGUAUGGACAAACUUAGAGGCCCCUGAAGGCUCCCCUUUAGGGACCACUUCACCUCAUCCUAUAGGUACCCCUAAAGCUUACAAAAGUGGUCCCUAUAGGGGACAUGUUAUUUGGUUUUUUUUAUGAACUCUAUAAGAAGAAGCAAUUGCAGACGAAAAAGUCAAUAAAUCAGCGUUUUUUGAAUACAAAUCAAAGGGCCCUAUAGGGACCACUUGAGCUUUAGGGCUAAGGCCCUAAACCCCUCUAGGGACCAACAUCAUUCAUUCCAUAUAUGGGUACUUUUUCGGCUCCUAUUGGGGUCCAUAUAGAAACUGUUCUUUCCCUGACCUCGAUAGUGACCACUCUGGCAUUCCUAAUGAGGGAUAGCGAUAAAAUUUUUGACUAAUUUUGAAGCCAGGGCAUUUUUUUGUAAAUUUAAAAUUCUCUAUUUGGAAAAAAAUCAUUUUCAAAACAUCUACAAAGCUUUCAGUCUCUUUAAAAAGUUCGAAAGUCUUGGAAAAAUUAUGAAUUUCUCUUUUUCAAUUCUCGGAGUUUAGAGUUAUAGAAAGUUUAUUAAUUUUUCUUGGAUUAUCUUUAAAAAAAUAAUUUAUACAACUCACUUGCGUAGGCAAAGUCGGAAAGGGUGGAAAAAAGGCUGCAUAGAAAUGUUUCUUUUAGGGUGACAAAGGUUUCUUUUUUGCCGCCUUUUUGCGCCAUGUCAUCGGCUAUUAUGCACCAUUUUUGCUGCCUAUCCCUUUUUCCAUUAUUUCUUGAGUUUUUAAUAUUCCAGAAAAAAAAUGGAAGACUCAAUGAAGGGACUCUUUUUGCUGUCUUUUUUCGACCUUUUUGCUGCCUUUUUUCGACCUUUUUGCUGCCGCUCUGCGACCUUUUUUGAGCCUCACCUUUUAAGCGGCCAUUAUCCAACAUUCCGACUUAAUACUCAUUAUCUAAAAUUCUCUGUUUCAAAGUUUCCAUUCAGAUCAUCUGAUUUGGCAACGAUGCUCCAUCACACCUGGACAUAUCAGGCUUUGAUGCACGAUGUCUUGGUAAAUAAAUGAAAAGUAUAGAAAAAUCAUAUCAUUAUUUUAAUUUUCAAGGACCUCGAUCAAAAUCGCGUGACGAUUCUGAACGACUCGACGAAUAAGAAGAAGGAAUACGACAUGGGAACCGGGGGCACCGACAAAUUGUGGAAUAAUCACAAGGUUUUUGAAUUGAGCAUGUGAAAUAUUCCAAAACUCCAAAAGAUUUCUCCAAAAUGCUCUAUUUUUCCAGGGAAGCGCCUUCCCGGCAGUCGCCGAAGCGAUCCAAGAAGAUUUGGACGCCUACAGAAGCAGCGAGGAGGAGAUCAAACGGUUGAAACAUGCCAUGGUUCAUUUUUUUAGUCUUUAUAUUUUAGACAGAAACUGCAUCUCAAUUUUGACCGAAUUUGUAAUAAAUUUGAGAUCAAAAAUGGAUUGAGAAAUUCUUAUUUUUUUGUUCAAAAAAAGUGAUAAAAUAACGUUUUUCAGUUUUUUUCAGUUUGUUUCCGAGUAAUUAGAUUUUUUUAAAUUUUUCUGCUUUUUUUCUUCGAUUGGAAUCUCUUUUUCGGAGUAAUCAUAUAUCUAGAAAGAUCAAUAGUCUAAAUUUUCCAGGGAAUGGAAGGAAACGACGCCGAUGAGGCGAUGACGUCACUUUUGUCGGACACAACCGCAAAAUUGGGUUCUACCGUCACAAGUUUGCCGCAACUGCUCGAGGCCAAAAGGUGGGAGGAAAUAAUAGAGGACGCUAGAGAGCACUGACAAACAAGAGGGCGUUCAGAGAAAAAAAAUACCUCCCCAUCUCACUUCUGAACGCUCUCUGACUUUGAAGAUUUGAACGUAGAUUCAAAGUUUGACGAAAGCGUUAAGUAAAAUAAGUUUACGGUAGCUUUUAUUUAACUGUGCCGUUUUUUAUAUCGUAUCCCAGAUUUGAUCAAAAUUCGCUUCGAGACCCUUGUGCAUUUCUACAGUUUUGUAAAGCAAAAGAGUGAAAAGAUAACAGGUUACGGUAGCUUUUAUUCAGCUGUACUGUCCCGUUUUUUUUUCUGUUGCAAGAUACACCGUAUACCAGUUUGGAUCAAAGUUCUCUUCGAGACCCAUGUGAAUUUUUACAGUUUCUUCAAUAGGUUACGGUAGCUUUUAUUCAGCUGUAAUGUUUCUUUUUUCUGUCGCAAGAUAUACUGUAUACCGAAAUAGACUAAAUUUCGCUUCGAGACCAUUGUGCAAAAAAGAAAAAGCUUACGGUAGCUUUUAUUCGGCUGUGACUAUUACACUGAAACUCUGAAAAUUUUAAGGCUUAUUGACCUUCACACGAACGUGGCGAGCACGCUUCUGGAAAAGAUCAAGGCCCGGAAACUUGACGUCCUGUUCGAACUCGAACAGAAACUCCUCCAACACUCCCCUCUUGGUUUUAGAAAUAUUAAAGGGAGUAAAAUGAUAAUGACGUGUCUCUCAGACAUGCCCCUGAUGCAGUUGAUCAACGACUUUUCCAACAACGAGGACGUCUUGCGCGUCUUGCUCAUCAGCUUCUUGUGCCAGGAAACUGUCACCAAGGUGAAUUAGAAGAGGGGAAAAGGGUGGAUUUGGCUUGAUAGAAGGCUUUUUUUUUGAAGAUUUAAUAGAAUUUUUCCAGAGUUUACUGUAGGAGAAAACGUUUUCAUCAGGUUCUGUAUUAAGUCUUCUUCUACGACCUUUUAUCAUAAAAUUUCGUGGUAGUAAUGAGGAAGGCGGUUUUAAAUGACCAUCUGCGCUCCAAUGAUAAAUAUCCAUAAAUUUUGAUUUUUCAACGAUUUUCAUGGGAAUCAAGUUGUGUAGAGUUGAUGAGGAUAUAUAGUUGAAAAAACGGAAAAAUUAUCUUUUUUUUUCCAGGCCAGCCACGAGGAAAUGCUCAACUUCCUGCGCUCCAGAAACAUCGAAGAAUCGGCUCUACGAUUUGUGCAGAAGCUCAAGUUUCAAACUCCCCAUCCAACUUGUGAAAUUCGGACGGUUUGAAGGUCAUUCUCGGAACUCGGCGCGAGGACGUCCUCCGUUCACACGGAGGAGCACCAAGGCGCCGGCACGAAGACGAUCAACAUGUUCAGCAAGUUGCUCAGCCACAGCUCCAAGUUUGUCAUGGAGGGCGUCAAGAACCUCGUGCCCAAGGAGCACAAUCUGCCCUUGACAAAGGUGUG